AUGCCCGUUUUGAAGCCCCUCUCGGGCGAUGGCGAUGCGCCGCAGCAACACAAGCAGCCCUCGAGGAAAGGAAAGAAGGCGUGGCGCAAGAACGUCGACGUGACCGAGGUGCAAAGCGGACUCGAUGAAUUGAACAAGCAAAUCAUUCAAGGCGGUGUCGCCGCAGAGAAGGACUCGGCAGACCUGUUCACCCUCGAUACCGUCGGCAAGAUCUCAGCGAAGCCCAAGCCCAAGAAGACGCUCAAGUCGGACGAAAUCAUCGCCGCCCGCUCCUCCGUCCCCGCAAUCUCCGCCCGCAAGAAGCGCGAGAACGACUCCUCAAAGACGUCCGACGGCCUCCUCCCCGUCAAGCGCCAGCGCACCGAUUGGGUCUCUCACAAGGAGCUCGCCCGCCUCCGCAGGGUCGCCGACGGCCAGCACGAGUCGUCCAUCACCAUUCAGGACGCCACCUACGACCUCUGGGGCGCCCCCGUCGCAGCUACACCCGCUCCCGAAGAUGACAAGGACAACUUCAUCCCUCCCGUUGUCAAGGCCAAGCCCCCGAAGACGCUCAAACACAAACCCGUCUCCCUGACCGCCUCCGGCAAGGAGCUACCAGCCGUGGUCAAGCCGACGGGAGGAUACUCUUACAACCCCACCUUCGACGACUACGCCGACCGUCUGGAGGAGGAAUCCGCCAAGGCCGUGGCCGCGGAAGAGGCCCGUCUCGCGGCCGAAGAAGCAGAGCGCAUCAAGCGCGAGGCAGUGGCCCGCUCCGCGGCCGAGGCCGAGGCCGCCGAGGCCCGCGCGCAGCUGUCCGAGUGGGACGAGGACUCGGCGUGGGAGGGUUUCGAGAGCGGCGUCGACGACGACAAGCCCUCGCUCAAGCGCCCGCAGCGCAAGACGCCGCAGCAGCGGAACCGUAUCAAGCGCCGCAAGGAGGCGGAGCGGGAGGCGAAGCACCAGCUCGCCAUGAAGAAGAAGGCCGCGCAGGCGGAGAGGAUCAAGCAGAUCGCCACCGAGAUCGCGGAGCGCGACGCCGCCAAGAGCGCUCUGGAGCUGGCCAAGGAGGUCGGCGAGGACAGCGACGCCGACGAGGAGGAUCUCGCCGACGAAGGCCCCCUGAGGAGACGGCAGCUCGGCAAGUUCAAGCUCCCGGAGAAGGACCUGGAGCUUGUCCUGCCGGACGAGCUGCAGGACUCGCUGCGGUUGUUGAAGCCGGAAGGAAACUUGUUGAAGGACAGAUACCGCAGCAUGUUGUUGCGUGGCAAGGUCGAGGCCAGGAGGCAUAUUCCGUUCAAGAAGCAGGCCAGGUCGAAAAUCACGGAGAAGUGGCAGUACAAGGACUUCAAGAUUUAG
This is a messenger RNA of Colletotrichum karsti, 1338 nucleotides long. RefSeq lists its product as uncharacterized. The coding region runs from base 1 to 1338 and encodes 445 amino acids. Gene Ontology annotation, molecular function: 5S rRNA binding. Gene Ontology annotation, biological process: rRNA processing; ribosomal large subunit assembly. Gene Ontology annotation, cellular component: nucleolus. NCBI's taxonomy places the organism in Eukaryota, Fungi, Ascomycota, Sordariomycetes, Glomerellales, Glomerellaceae. The transcript is spliced from 2 exons. The record is from RefSeq and is a predicted model, not a curated record.